Molecule: messenger RNA, 2778 nt
Organism: Metarhizium acridum CQMa 102
Lineage: Eukaryota; Fungi; Ascomycota; Sordariomycetes; Hypocreales; Clavicipitaceae
Source: RefSeq, a predicted model, not a curated record
AUGAACGACUCUAGGAAACCUCAUACCAUGAUCCUGCCUACAAGGGACUUCACCCACGGUGAAGCAUCGUAUUGUCCCUUCCCUACAGUCACUGCAGCCUUCUUUCACUAUGCUGCGGCUAUUCCCUCAGCCAAGGCUGUUAGAGACUUGUCUGCUAAUACAGAAAGGGCGCUUACAUAUCGGGAGCUAGCCAUCCAUGUGCAGUCACUUGCGUCACGGCUGCGGAGGAUGGGCGUGGGCCCUCACCAAACAGUCCCACUGGUUGUCAAGCGAGGGGCUGAGAUGGUGAUUGGUAUAUUGGCCAUAUUGUCCUGUGGUGCACAGUAUGUGCCUCUCGAUGGCGGAGUCGUCCCGGAUUCUACGAUCAAGCUUGUUGCGGAGCAGUGCGGCGGGCAGAAUGUUGUCUGUAUAACAUCAACGGAAGACCGCAUCAAAAAGCUCUUGCCUACGCACAGCCCCAUAGUUGUUGAGCAGACUCCAGUUGAGGAUCAAGAAUAUGAUGCUCCAGAGUCUUGGGUUGAUCUUGCGUCUGCUGACGGUGGAUGCUACGUCAUCUAUACCUCUGCUGCUUGGGAGAUUUUCUCGUGUCUUUGCAAUGGCGGCACGCUCGUUCUGAGAGGCUCCAAGUGGGAGCCUACUGUUCGACAGCUUGACGUAUUCAUUUGCACACCCACCAUCUUGUCAAAGUACCAUCCAAAACUGUAUCCCAACAUCAAAGUUGUCGCAACCGCUGGAGAACCCACCUCUCAGGAUCUGGCCGAUCUCUGGGCAACACAUGCAACGUAUUGGAACUGUUGUGGACCCACGGAAACUACCAUUGUCAACACAAUGUCGAAGCAUGUCGCUGGUGACCCUAUUUCCAUUGGCCGGCCGACUCCCAACAACUCGGUUUACAUUUUAGACAAUGACGGCAGACCCGUACCUGUGGGUGUGGCUGGUGUGAUGUGGGCAGGCGGCCACGGCGUCACUCGUGGCUACGUGGGGCUUGAAUCCAAGACAAAGGAAACGUACAUUCCAGAUCCGUUCGCAAAUGACGGAGUGGACGAUCAGGUCAAGGUCAAGGGUUUCCGAGUGGAACUUGACGGAAUAUCAUCUUCGCUGGCUUCCGCACCUGGAGUUACCCGUGCAACCGCCCUUUUAAUCGAGGGAGAGAUUCAUGGGUUCACAACGCCAUCUGGUCAAGACGAGCAGUCGAUCCUUGCCCACACCAAGAAAUUGCAGCCGUACUAUGCCAUUCCGUCCAAGCUUCACCAGCUGCAAAUCUUCCCCACUACAGCAAAUGGGAAGAUUGACAAGAACGCUCUUCGUCUCAUGGCUCUUACGCCUGAACCAAAGCACGAGACACAGAGUUACGACGAGGAAGCUGCAAUCGGCAGCGACCAGAGCACUCUGGCCGAGGUUAGAUCCAUAUCGACUUCGUCCACACUGACAGAACCAGAGAAGCACAAGCUCGACAUUUCGAGAGAGAUUCCGGAAAAGAAACUGCCCAAGCAUUUGCGAGGAUUCCGACACCGUAUUGCCAUCGUUUAUCGAUUUCUCUUUAGCCUUAUUGGCCUGUUAAAUGUCGGCGCGCUUAUUGCCCUGCUCCUGGCCAACCCAGGAGCCGAGUGGUUCGCCACCCUCACGGCGGCAAACUUGGUCCUUGCCGUUUUGGUCCGCCAGGACGUCGUCAUCAACACGCUAUACACUGUCACUUGUUCUCUCCCCAAGUCGGCUCCCCUCUGGAUGCGAAAGCGCUUUGCAAAAAUCUACCACCUGGGUGGUGUUCAUUCCGGUGCUGGAGUGUGUGCCACGGCGUGGCUUCUCGGGUCCACAUUCCGGUCAACAGUGGCUUAUACGCAGAACAAGACGAAUGAUUCAAUUGCAACCCUAAUGGUUUCAUGGAUGCUGUGUGUAUUGUGCAGUGGUUUGGUGGGAUUUGCGUACCCUACAUUCCGGAAGAAGUACCACGACCAGUUUGAGGGAAUUCAUCGGUUUGUUGGCUGGACAGCGCUGGCUCUGUUUUGGGUACGCACCAUGUUCUCGGUGCGAGAUGUCACGCCUGCUGGCGAAGACUUUGGACUUGCACUUGUGAAAACGCCAGGAUUCUGGAUGCUUGGUGUGGCCACCUGCAGCGUCGCCUCCUCCUGGCUCUGGCUGCGCAAGGUGCCCGUCAACACUGUACCGCUUUCGGACCACGCCGUCGUUCUUUCGUUUGACUAUACGGUUCCCGUUAAUGGCAGCUUCACGAGAAUCUCAACGCGCCCACUUUUCGAAUGGCACUCAUUUGCCACGAUUCCAGCUCCGAAGCCAUCAGCUAUUGCCGAGAAGCCUGGUUAUUCUCUCGUUGUUUCGAAUGCCGGUGAUUGGACCAAGGAUUGCAUCCGCAACCCGCCUACUAAGCUAUGGGUGCGUGGUCUGCCCACUUGUGGUGUUAUGAGGAUUGCUACUCUGUUCAACCGCAUUGUCGUCAUCGCCACUGGCUCUGGAAUUGGCCCUCUGCUUGGACACAUUGGCCAGCCCAGCUGCCCGACUCAGCUUAUCUGGUCAACUCCAAGCCCCGAGAAGACGUUUGGCAAGAAGGUUCUUGACACAAUCUACGACUCUAUCCCAGAUGCCGUCAUUCACGAUACCAAGAAGCUGGGUCGCCCCGAUCUGGUCAAAAUGGGCUACAACCUGGCCAAAGACUUUGGAGCUGAAGCUGUUAUUAUUAUUGCAAACGAGAAGAUAACUAAAAAGGUGGUCUACGGCCUCGAAACUCGAGGAGUUCCCGCAUAUGGAGCCAUCUGGGAUAGUUAA